GAUCGCAUUGCAUGUGUACGACCAUGAGAUCUCCCACUUAAGAAAGGGAGCGCAGGCCGAAGUCGACUGUGCGCAAGCUUUAGAGACUUUUUGCUUGACGCCCCGCACAAACCACAAAGCAUUAAAAUGGCCGCAUCUAUGCUUGCUCAGCGUCGGGCCGCCUUCGGCGUGCGCCGGUCCGCUCAGACCCCUCGUUCGGUCCGCGCCCAUGCGGCCGCUCGCCCGGUGUGGUUCCCCGGCAACCCCGCUCCUGCCCAUCUGGACGGCACCCUGGCUGGCGACUACGGCUUCGACCCUCUCUUCCUUGGCCAGGAGCCGGAGACGCUCAAGUGGUACGUGCAGGCUGAGCUGGUGCACGGCCGCUUCGCCAUGCUCGGCGCUGCCGGCAUCGUGCUGACCAGCAUCGGCGCCAAGAUGGGCCUGGGCUUCCCCGAGUGGUACGACGCCGGCAAGGUGGUUGUGGAGAAGAACAGCAUCGACUUCCCCACCCUGCUGGUCACCCAGCUCUACCUGAUGGGCUGGGCCGAGACCAAGCGCUGGUACGACUUCAAGGCCCCCGGCAGCCAGGCCGACGGCUCCUUCCUGGGCUUCACGGAGGAGUUCAAGGGCGUGGAGAACGGCUACCCCGGCGGCCGCUUCUUCGACCCCAUCGGCCUGUCCCGCGGCGACGCUGAGAAGUACAAGGAGUACAAGCAGAAGGAGAUCAAGAACGGCCGCCUGGCCAUGAUCGCCUGCCUGGGCUUCGCUGCCCAGUACGCCGCCACCGGCAAGGGCCCGCUGGACAACCUGGCUGACCACCUGGAUGACCCCGCCCAUAUCAACUUCGCCACCAACGGUGUGUCCAUCCCCAUUGCCUAAACUGGCUAUAAGUUAAACGGCGCGGCCCGCACUUCUCAGCUUGUUGGGUACGACGAUCUUCAUCCUAGCCCUGCCCAAGCAAGCGGGAGGGGCAGCAGGCUCGUGUCACGGAAGCUGCAUGGCACGGGUUGGCUCGUCGUCGUUACCACGUUGACAACCCGCGGUGAAGAUUUGGUGGCAUUGUAUGCUACCAAUCUGCGGUUGGGCAGUGGUGACGGCGAUUUUGCAUGCACACUCAUGACUGGAGGAGGGGUUGACUAAUGCUGUGAAGUUGACACCACGGUUGCUGCUUCCGAAAGCCGUUGUUCAUGCACUUGGUACGAAUACCAGGGUACGGCAGCGGUUGUCAGGAAGUUGCAGUUGGCGGCGGUUUUGUAGCGCGGAGGGAAAGCGUAAGGGUGCCACGACCUGCGUGGGAGGUGUGCAGAGAAGAGACAAAAGAGAAGAGAUAUGUUUGAAGACAAACACCUGCAAAGUCUUGAAUUGCUUGACCCAGGAUUGACAAGGUUGGGUAUCGUGAUGACAAAGCUGGCCACCAGCCUUUCUGCAUAUGAGCUGGACAGACCUGUCGUACG
Molecule: messenger RNA, 1433 nt
Organism: Astrephomene gubernaculifera
Lineage: Eukaryota; Viridiplantae; Chlorophyta; Chlorophyceae; Chlamydomonadales; Astrephomenaceae
Source: the annotation of a GenBank genome assembly